UAGUCUUGCGCCGGCUACUGAUGUUUACUUCGAAUAAAAAGAAAAUAAUGAUGAUUUUUACCAAAAUUUUGACACUUAUUUAUAAUUUAGGACAUUAAUUAGAAUCUACCCUAUUGAUAACAUCGUUGAAAAGGUGCAGAUUUCAGUGCUAAAGUUCUACACUUAUGAGCCAGGCCAACAGUGGUGAAGCUGGGUCAAAAGUAACAUCAUUUGUCCUACGACGGAGUCAUGACAAUUGCAAUGAGAGGGAGUCAAAACACCACGGACUCCCCUCCAGAUGGCACGCAGCCUCCGACCUCGCCUCAGCAGGGAAAUCUACAGCAGCAGCCUACCCAGGGUGCUGGUGGACAACCUCAGACGACGCAGCCAAUGCCUCAAGCCACUCAACCUCAAUCUCCAACAACUGCAAACACGCCAAAUCAGCCUAUUCAGCAUGACGAAACUGGAGAGAUUGAAACUGAGGUUGACAUACCUGUUGACAAUCAGAGUAUCACCUUCCCGACAGAGGAACUUGAUAAGUUGGACGAGAUGAUCAACAGGCCGCGAUGGGUUGUUCCAGUCCUACCCAAGGGAGAGUUGGAGGUUUUGCUCGAUGCUGCCAUUGAUCUUUGUAAACGAGGUGUUGACACAAAGAGUAAGCCUUGUCAGCGGUUCUUUGCCGAGGGUCUGACCAUCUCCUUCACAAAGAUACUAACGGAUGAAGCGGUAUCGGGAUGGAAGUAUGAGAUACAUAGAUGCAUUAUGAAGAAUGCAGAACGACUGAUUGAACUGUGCGCUACCAAACUCUCCCAAGAUUGGUACCCCCUGAUAGACUUACUUGCCAUGGUUCUCAACCCUUCCUCAAAAUUCCAUUGCUACAACGGAACUCGUCAGUCCGAGUCGGUUCCAUCCAACUCCCAACUCGCUGAAGAUGAGCUGUUUGCCCGGCCGCCCGACCCAAGAACACCAAGGGGUUGGUUAGUGGAUCUUGUGAAUCGCUUCGGCCAGCUGGAGGGAUUCCAGAUCCUGUUGGACCGCUUCAGGGCGGGUAGCUUGAACGUCCAAGUGAUAGCGGCACUGGUCAGACCGUUUGGUUUCUGCUAUGAGGUUCUCACACCACAUACAGUUAGGAAGUACUUCAUGCCCAUUGUGGAUAUUGUCCCAAAGUUUCUUGAAGGUCUUACCGAUGAUGAGCUAAAGAAGGAAUCAAAGACUGAAGCGAAGAAUGAUGCGCUGUCUGGUAUAAUCAAGGCCUUGAAGUGUCUCGUCUCCCGCAUCAGUGGGCAAGAGGAAAUCAUCAAGAAACUGGAGAUUUUCAGACUCGAAAUGAUACUGAGGCUCCUGCAAAUCUCCUCGUUCAAUGGCAAGAUGAAUGCCCUGAAUGAAGUGAACAAGGUGAUCACAAGUGUGUCCUACUACACCCACCGCCACAGCCAGAUCGAGGAGGACGAAUGGCUCACCGCUGAGAAGAUGGCGGAAUGGGUCCAACAGAACAAUGUGCUAGCAAUCGUGCUAAGGGAUAGUCUCCACCAGCCUCAGUAUGUGGAAAAACUGGAGAAAAUCAUACGAUUUAUGAUCAAGGAGAAGGCGCUGACGCUAAAUGACCUUGAUAGGAUCUGGGAGGCGCAGUCAGGCAAGCAUGAGGCGAUUGUGAAGAACGUUCAUGACCUGUUGGCCAAGUUGGCCUGGGAUUUCUCACCUGAGCAGCUGGACCAUCUCUUCGAGUGUUUCCAGGGGAGUUGGACACAUGCGAGUAAGAAGCAGCGUGAGAAGUUAUUGGAGUUGAUCCGCCGGCUUGCUGAGGAUGACAAGGAAGGUGUGAUGGCACACAAGGUGUUGGGGCUUCUCUGGAACCUUGCCCAUAGUGAGGACGUGCCCACAGAAAUCAUGGACCAGGCCCUGAAUGCUCAUAUCAAGAUUCUGGACUACAGCUGCUCACAGGAUCGUGAUGCCCAGAAGAUGCAGUGGAUCAACCGGUUCGUGGAGGAACUCAAGAAUGACAAGUGGGUGCUACCAGCCCUCAAACAAAUACGAGAGAUUUGUCAACUAUUCAAUGAGGCCCCACAGAACUUCACCCCGGCCAGUCGUUCUCCACUGCCCUACUAUCGCAAUAACGUCAUCAACCAACUGCAGACCUCACACUCGAUCGUGAUGCUGGUUGCUCAGAAUCUCUCUGCCUACAUGAACAAUGCCCGCCUCCACGCUAAGGAGUUCCCGGAGGAAGAGCCAGGGAAUAUAUUGCCAGAUGGGAGGUUCAAUCAUAUACAGCAGGUCCAGGAGAGAUUGAAAUUUCUAAGAUUUUUGCUGAAAGAUGGACAGCUCUGGUUGUGCGAGCCUCAGGCAAAACAGCUUUGGAACUGCUUGGCGGAGAAUGCUAUCUACGUGACGGACAGGGAAGCUUGCUUUAGGUGGUUCUCUAAGGUAUGUGGAAAACUAAUGGGAGAAGAACCGGACCUGGAUCCAGAAAUCACACGUGAAUUCUUCGAGAACAACAUCUUGCAACUCGACCCAUCCCUUCUGACAGAAAACGGCAUGACGUGCUUCGAACGCUUCUUCAAAGCCGUGAAUACGAAGGAGGGGAAGCUCCGGGCCAAGCGGCGUGGGGGGUACAUGAUGGACGAUCUGGAACUGAUCGGCUUGGAUUACCUGUGGCGAGUUGUGCUGUGGAGUCCUGACGAUGUGGCAGAGAAGGCUAUCACCCUCCUCAAGGAUAUCUAUACUAACUUGGGACCAAGAUUACAGUCGAAUCAGGUUCACAUCCAUCAGGAUUUCAUCCAGUCUUGCGUUGAUCGUCUGAAGGCGUCCUACGAUACGAUCUCCGUUCUAGAGAAGGACAAGGAUAGUGUGAAUCGCGUCCACCAGGAGACAUCACGGAUGAUACGAGUCAUGACGGUGCUGCGUGAGUACGUCGCCGAGUGUGACGACGCCUAUGGAGAGGAGCGGGCCAUUCUGCCGUUGAGUCGAGCGUGUCGGGGAAAACAUGUGACAUUACUUGUAAGGUUUCCAAACCAGGGCCGUCAGAUGGAGGACAUUGAUAUCUGGUCUCAUACGAAUGAUACUAUCGGGGCUGUAAGGAGGCAGAUCCUGCAUAGGGUGAAAGCCAACAACAGCAACCUAAAGGUAGACCUGUACAUUAAUGGAGAAAUCCUGGACCCCAACGAUGACAGACGUCUGAUCUCAAUGGUUCCUAUCAGAGACAAAACUCUGAUCUCUGCCAAGCUUUGCCAAAUAGGUAGUAACAUGCCGUCAAGUCCAGACAGUAGUUCCGACAGCUCCACUGGAUCACCGCAUCAUCACUUCGACGGACCAAACAUCGAGGCCGAGAACUGUCUACCCGGUGUCCUCAUGUCGAUUGAAGCUAGAUACGCCCAGUUCUUAUUCCAGAUGGCAGAUUUAGGAUGCCAGUUAAAAUUAGCAAAACUUAGGGAUACAGCUAGGCUGCUACUUAAGCUGAUGCCAUCCGAUACUCAUGUGAUAGAGCGACUACGAGCCAUGUGUUUAGACUUAUCAAAGCGAGGAGAACAGUCGUUAUCGCCCACCUUAGAAUCACUCUACUUUGCGACAUCAGCGUCACAGGUUCUUUAUAACUUGGAGGUGACCUACGCUCUGCUAAUGCCCGCACUUAACCCCUUAUCUGAAGAAGCCUUUGAUUUCCAAAGGAACUUUCUGAAGAGCGGUGGUGUGCAAGUUGUGCUAAAUAUGCUGACGAAGAGUACCUUCAUGUCGAAUGCUGAUUCACAGACAAGAAGAUCGGCAUUCCACAUCAUCCUAAAGAUAGGGAAACUUCUCCUGACAACCGUUGGCCAUGCUACUGUUCAAGUUGUGGCGGAAGCGUGCCACUCUGAUGCUACCUCCCCACCUAUAUCAGCCACUGCUCAUAACCAUGCAGUCGUGCUGCAGCAGGCCUUGCAGCAUGUGCCCAACCCGAGCGCCGAGUGCAUGACUAGGAAUGUGGCAAUGAGGCUUGGACAACAUCUCGGUGAUAAGAUCACUGGUGUGAAUCCUGACCUUGUGUGUGUGAAGUCGGUGCAGAAGAUCGCUUGGUCAGCGUCGAGUGGAAACCUCCAGCUAAUGCACUCGUCAAGUGAAGAGAUUCAUAAGGCACACGAGAAGGGUGGCAACUCUGCCAAGCAGCCAGACACCGAGGACAUCAAUGUGUGUCGAGAGGCCUUGGAAGUGUUGAGUAUUGCUUUGGCGUUGUGUCCGGCUGCGUUGGAGGCGCUCAACAAGGACAAGUCCUGGCAGUGUUUUAUCAUCGAUUUGUUGUUAUUGUGUAAAAGCAGGGCUGUGCGGGUAUCAGCUACAGACCAGUUCCACUUGAUGGCGACUAAGUGUACUGGGGGAGGCAGGCCUCUCAUCUUCUUCAUCACAUUACUAUUUACAGUGUUGGCUUCCACUGCCAAAGACCAAGCAAAGCAAUCCCAUGAGUAUUUCCAGCUGCUUUGUAGGCUCUUGAAUUAUGCGUGUGCGAGUCAGACGAUAUUACCCAAUGCUGAAGUACUCCUCAACAACCAGAUUACCUGGUUGAAAAGGGUUAGAGAUAGUGUGCUAAGUACCGGUGAGAUGACAGUUGAGGAGGCUCUUCUUGAAGGCUACCUGGGUGUGACAAGAGAAUUGCUUGCCUUCCAGUCGGCCGAGAAAAAAUAUCAUAUAGGGUCAGAGAAGGGAGGCACUAAUCUCAUUAAGGAGCUAGUUGAAGACUUCAUAUUCCCUGCGUCCAAGAUUGUGAUACAGUGUCGAAAGAUACAGGGCAACGACCUCCCGGAUGAUCAAGCCAUACCCGUCUGCUCGACCUCACCGACUAUCAUUGCUGCAUUUGAACUAUUGGUGGCGCUGUGCUCUGGAUGUGUUCAAAACCUACGAUGUCUUUCAGAUAUGAUUAUGGAAAUGUACUAUUCCGCAGGCAAUGAGAUCACCCUGAACGAAUGGGAAUACUUGCCCCCAGUUGGACCUCGUCCCCACAAAGGAUUUGUCGGUCUGAAGAAUGCCGGCGCUACGUGCUACAUGAACUCUGUGCUACAACAGUUAUUCAUGAUCGAACCGGUUCGACAUAGUAUUCUAUCAAUAGAGGGGGCUGCUGACGAUAUUGAGGAGGAAGUGUCCGGUGAUGAGAAGGCAGAAAAUGAGACCAAUAUUGACACGGGUGACGAGGAGCGCAAAGAUGAGGAGAAGCCAGUCGUAACAAAGCAGGAAGAGAGGAAAGAUUACAAUCUUGGAGUCUUGAAACACAUCCAGAUGAUCUUCGGUCAUCUCAUGUGUAGUAAACUUCAAUACUACGUGCCAAAGGGGUUUUGGAAACAUUUCAAAUUGUGGGGUGAGCCAGUGAAUCUACGCGAGCAACACGAUGCACUAGAAUUCUUCAACAGUUUGGUGGACAGUCUGGAUGAAGCCAUGAAGUCAUUAGGUCACACGCCUGCUAUAUCGAAAGUUCUUGGGGGCACGUUUGCAGAUCAGAAAAUCUGCAAGGGAUGUCCUCAUAGGUACUCAAGGGAAGAAUCAUUCACAACCCUCAACAUCGACAUACGAAACCAACAGAACUUGUUAGAAUCGUUAGAGCAGUACGUCAAAGGGGAUCUCCUAGAGGGGGCCAACGCCUACAUGUGCGAAAAAUGUGGUAAAAAGGUGGACACGGUGAAGAGAAUGUGUAUCAAACGUCUGCCGCCAAUGUUGGCCAUACAGUUGAAACGCUUCGACUACGACUGGGAAAGGGAAUGUGCGGUGAAGUUCAACGAUUACUUUGAGUUUCCUCGAGAACUAGAAAUGGAGCCAUACACUGUACAGGGUCUUGCCAAAAUUGAGGGUGAAGUGAUAGCAGACGACAAUGAAGAAAUAGAGGAACUUAGUAAAAUGUGUAGCAAAUACAAAUUAGUAGGUGUCGUGGUACACAGUGGCCAAGCUAGCGGUGGACAUUACUACUCUUAUAUCUUACACAGAAUCGCUGAUACAUGGAAGUGGUACAAAUUCGACGACGGUGAAGUCUCUGAAUGUAAAAUGGAGGACGAGGAGGAGAUGAAGAAUCAGUGUUUCGGUGGCGAGUAUGUCGGUGAAGUCUUUGAUCACAUGUUGAAGCGAAUGUCGUAUCGGCGACAGAAACGAUGGUGGAAUGCGUACAUCUUGAUCUACGAGCGAUUGGACGCUCAGGAUCAGGAGGCGAGACUUAGCAAGAGUCUGCAGGAUCUUACCAUCGUUGCUAAGACCCCUCAACCAGUUGUGCCAAAGAUGCCCGCCAGCAUCGAGCGAUGUGUGAGAAAACAGAACAUUCAAUUCUCCCACAACAAAAACCAGUUCUCACCGGAAUAUUUCCAGUUUACCAAGAAGUUAUUAAUGUGCAAUAGUGCUUAUGUCACAUUACAGCCGGGCCUUGACAAAUUGAGUGAUGAGGCAGAGGAACUAGCCAUGAUCAGUGUGAAGCUAGCAGCCAAGUUCCUCUUCAACGUAGGAUUCCACACAAAGAAAUCACUCAGGGGAGCAGCCAAUGAGUGGUACGAUGCGCUGAGCCUCCAUCUACGCCACAGCAAAAACACAAGGCGUUGGCUUGCCCAGCACGUGCUAUUCGAACACCCGGUUCGAUUCUCCGAAUAUCUCUUGGAAUGCCCCAGCUCGGAAGUGCGCAGUGCAUUUGUCAAGGUCAUUGUAUUCCUUGCCCAUUUCUCUCUCCAAGAUGGACCAUGUCCCCCACCCCUUGUUCCUGGUCUUUAUGGUGCUGGGCAGACACCCGACCCGAAUGCAACUCUUAGUGAUCAUCUCCUGGUAGCAGUGCUCAACCUGUUGAAGAAGGAAGUCUCUGAACAUGGACGUCACCUCACACAAUAUUUCCAUUUGUUCCUCAUGUAUUCCAAUCUUGGAGUCACCGAGAAAAACCAACUCCUCAAGUUGAAUGUCCCCGCAACAUUCAUGUUGGUAGCUCUAGAUGAGGGUCCGGGACCACCGAUUAGGUACCAGUAUGCCGAGCUGGGCAAGCUCUAUGCUGUGGUAGCGCAGUUAGCAAGAUGCUGUGAUGUUUCCAUGAGGUGCCAGUCGUCUGUGGCGGGCCAAGCGCCUCUCCCCAACCCCCAUGGUGAUCCAAACUGUCCACAGCCUGUGAUGCCGAUCCAGUCACAGGUGGCAGAUAUCCUCUUCGGGAGAACGAGUUAUGUCAAGAAGUUGAUAGAAGACUGUAACAACACAGAGGAGACCACUAAACUACUGAGGUUCUGCAGCUGGGAGAACCCCCACUUCUCGUCAACAGUGCUAAGUGAGCUCCUGUGGCAGGUGGCCUAUUCGUACACGUAUGAACUGCGUCCGUACCUUGACCUCCUGCUCCAGAUGCUACUCCUCGAAGACUCAUGGCAGAACCACAGGAUUCAUAAUGCGCUCAAAGGUGAGGGUAUUCCUGAUGACCGUGACGGCCUGUUCGACACGAUACAGCGCUCCAAGAACCACUACCAAAAGAGGGCGUACCAGUGCAUCAAGAUGAUGGUGAACCUGUUCACGCAUUGCGCUCCGGCUGCUCAGAUGUUGCAGAGUAACGGUGAUCUGAAGAGAAAGUGGACGUGGGCUGUUGAGUGGUUACACGAUGAAUUGGAGAGGCGCCACUACUCGAGCAACACCCAAUAUGCAUACAACAACUGGUCGCCUCCAGCGCAGUCGAAUGAAACUUCCAAUGGCUACUUCUUGGAACGAUCUCAUAGUGCCAGGGUCACACUGGCGAAGGCUGUAGAACUUUGUCCGGAAGAGGAGCAAGAAGACACUGAGCUGGCUGAUGAACAAGGGGAGAGCCCUCAACCUCCUCCAGAUGGGGAGAGUGCCAACUACCCAGCGGGCCAGCAGCCUCCCACCCAGGGUCAGCAGCCGCCACCAGCAGCCGCUGCACCUUCCACAACACAACCCGCACAAUCAACACAGCGAGCUCAUCCGGUACAAAACAACCAUGUCCAGACGUACGGACAGCAACAUGCGCCUGCCCCUCCAAACCAGAUCACCAACCAGUUGAAUCAGACGCGUGUAAACACGGCAACAGAGAAUUCUGAUAAUGGAGAGGAGGAAACCAGCCAUGGCAAUAGUCCAACUGAGACCUCAUAGUUGUGGCCGAGUUGAGAAGGAACAGUGGCCUACAAUGGUCUCCUUGUGGUUGGUGGCCUCAAAACACUGUAUUGCAUGUGACACAGAAAGGUUGUCAACUGGGGCCUCCAAUUUCUUAUGCAUGGUCGCCCUUCGGUUCCAUUCAACAAUGAAUGGUAAUUGACAUAGAUCUCCUUCUUGUUGGAGGUUCUAGAGGCAUGUUCAAUUUGGACUUCGAUUUCAAUUUCGACCAAGUUGUACGAGAUCUCUUCAAUGGCUGGUGAAUCUGACAAAGAACAGUGGAAGGCCUUUGCAGUAAUUGGGGUCGCCCCUCUGAUCAGUCACCUCAGUUGCAGAUCGUAAAGGCCAGAACAGAUUGUUGAUUAUGUGAGAGUCAACACUUUGUGUAAGGGAUAUGGACAUAUCUGACCUGCUCUGGCAAAUGCUUGUCACACAUGAAAAAAAAAUUUACGAAAAGUGAAGAAAAAUUUUUUCCUCCAAAUGUUUGUGAGUUGUGAUUUGUGAUUGACACAUGAAAAAAUUUCAAAAAAUGAAGAAAAAUUUUUUCCUCCCAAUUUUUUUUUCUUCAGCCAACUUUUUUGCCAGGCAGUUCACAUAUGAAAAAAACAAGAACUUGGUGAAAACGUGUGUAGAUAAAGGGAACAGUUACUAUGGUUACGUGUUUCCUGCUUGCUUUUUGUGUGACUUUCUGUGAAAGCGAAGUAAUCGAAUGCGUGUGACAUUUUAUAUGAUUUGUGAUUGACACAGUUGUUUCAAUACCUUGAGAGAAACACAUCAUGGCAAAAAAGUAAUUAAUAUAAAUCGUAUUUAUUUCAGAAUUCACAUGAUGUUGUUCUCUUGAGGUGUUGCAAACGUUGGGUGUGUUUGUCAAAAUGUCCAGUUUUCUAAGGAAGAUAACCUUAUCUCCCCGAAUAACACAAGUUAUCAAUACCUGCAAUGCUGUCUAGUAUCUCCUUCAAGGAAUCUUUAAAGUUUUACUAAUGUUCAAUACGUAGGUGUAUUUUGACGUAGGCACUUUUAACUGUUUGGUAAUACUUCAAAAACUCGUUGAAUAAUGCAUGAAUAUCCAUUUUGGAACUCAAUAUUGCCAGCAGUGAAAUAUUGGCAAGAAAAUGUUCAUGAUUACAAUAUGUAAGGGGCAUUUGCAAAAGAAAUGUGCUAAUCUGUUAUAAAUGUUGUUGAUUCUCCUCCCGUCGGAAAUUUCAAGACAUAACUCUUGUAAAUGUUAUUUAUGCUAUGCUGUUCGAGGCAAAGAUUAUGUGCUCAUUUAAUACUUAAAACAUACACAUACAUGUAUAUACAUGUAUAGUAAAAACGAAGAACACUCAAUGGGCCAUAAUUUAAGUAUGAGCACACCCUUUUCUGAUUUUCAGAACCCCUGCCAGUACUCUCAAGAGUAGCCCCCCACUGUGUAUGAACACAUAUAGUUAGUUAGUCACAAAUUGUAAUUGGCUGAUAAAUCAGCCAUUGCCAGAUUUGAUGUUUAUCUCUGGUCACAGCGGUUACUGAAUCUUGUCAGCCACCACAGCCAACGAGAGUCUUUUGUCGCUGCAACUGAUAUCCCUUGUUAGCAAGGCACUGUAGUGUAGAUAUCAUUUGGGCGAAACUGUUUGGGAUCACGCCACAGUGUCAGUGUUGCUUUUCAUUAUACUUUCUUUGCUCGUCACAGGUGAUUAUUUGCCGAUUCUGCUUGGUCAGCGCAGUCAUUUAAUACGAAGGUGGACUUUUUUAUUAAAAAAACAUUGAUCUUUUAAGACAGAAGUGUGCGGAAAUCUAUCGAGAGAGUACAUUGUACUAUGUUUGCCUGUGUGUGCUUAUUUGUAAAUAGGUCAGGCCACCGAUACUAAAGAUCAUAAUUAGUAGUAAUUAUUAUCGUUGUUACAUAUUAUCAGACCAUCUCGUAUGCAGAUUAUUCGCCUUGCAUCCGCGAUGACCUCCGCAAUUGAGAGAUUUUGUCCCAUGCAAUCAUAAUCGGAGGUUGCAGCAAUGAAAACGUUUGCAGUGUGUUUUACUUUAGCUGAUCAUAUCAGUCAGUUUUCUGCAUUGUGUUUCUCGACACCUAUUGAUAACAAACUGGGAGUAUGAUGAGGAGACCUUCUAAUUCCUCAGUCAGUGAUGCUGGUGUAAAACAUGAAAAUGCUGUCAAAGUGUUAAGGUUCACGGAAUCAAAAUUGGGGUGAAUUGUGGGUUUCGUCAAAUGCUUUCUUGGAGAAACUAAAGCCCAGUUUCAUAGAUUACCUCUGCGCAGAGGAGUUGCAAGUCAGAAGGGGGCCUAACAUUAGAAAGAUCGGAACAUAAUUUUGUUGUUCAAGAACCUCUUGGGAUUACGCAUGGUCAUCCAGUGCUUCAGCGUGUUUGAAAAAACCUAUUGAUGCUUUGUAUGUGUAAUAUAUUGAACCGAAGUUGCUGUUAAUGCAUAAUUAAGUAGAGAUUGUAAUUAAGACCAUAUGCUAAUUCGUUUCCAUCCACACACACUCAUGACUUUCAUUCUUAGUGUCAGAUAUUUAUCAUAGAUGUUCCAAAGGGGCAUUUUUAUUAGCCAGACUUUUCUAUUUUCUAUUGUGUGUAACAUUUGUAUCAUGUAUGGCCAUUUCGCAUGCAUCUCGCCUGAAAAACUAGGUAAUGUUUUGCGGUUGAUGUUUACACAUAUUCCCAUUCAUUUUGUCCGAGAGUCAUGGGAGGGUGAUUAUAAUCAACACAAAAUCGAUUGUUCAACUGUUAGGUUUUAUGUCCUGGAAGCAACCUGACAAGGUUUGAAGGGGGACUUUAGGCAAGAGCUGGGUGGUACAAUUGCUUAUAUACAUGUUAUUGUAUUUGCAGUUAGGGUACUUAGUCUGGUUUGGCUUGCGCAAAAUUAUCCUUCUUACAAGCGUAAAUAGUGUUAAUUUAUACUCUGAUGGCAGAGCACCUAUUGGUGACUUGGUAAAACUUCAUCUGGGCCACCUGGCUUCUGCUCAUUGUAUACAGGCCUCUUGUAAAUGAAACCCUCAUGUUACCACUAAAAUCAGAAGUUCCUUUCAAAAUCUUCAACACUGUCCCUGCUUUGGCAUCCUAGACUUGGGGAUUCUUUUCGGACGUGUAAAAAAUGCAAAAUAAAGCUUAUCGCUUGCAAUGUGCUUUAUAUGUAGCUUUGUGAAUAGCAAAAAAUAUGUCGGCCAUAUCGUUGAUGUUUAUAAUCUAAUAACCAAAAAGCAUGAUUGAUGCUUUGGUAUUGAGUUUGAACAUGUGAGGGCUGGCAAGGACUAAGAAGUGUUUAUAUGCCUCAUUCAUAUGACAUCAAUUGGUAGACAGAAAUUUCGUGUAGGCCUGGCUCAAACCUGAAUGAAUGGGUUGUAACUGGGCAAUGUAGUGUCACAACAUUUAUUUGUAAAUGUAUUGCAGCUCUUUUGAUAUGGGAAAAUGAAACCAACAAGGUUUAGAUUUCCUUGGUCCUCGGAAUACUGGUAUGGGUUCCUGUUAGUUACGAGGAGGUUAGCCAGUUUUGUGCCACUGGGAGAACACAGCUUGCCCCUGCCAGCGCCCAGAAGGUUCAAAUUCAUAUUAUUCAUGUAAUAUACAUAGAAGCUGAACUGUGACAUUGCACAUCUUAAAGUAUGUAAGAGAAAUUUUAGGCCUGACAGGAUUGGCCGUCUUUAGUCUUUUGCGCCACUGAGCCAAGACAUUUGUGUACAUACAUGAGGAUGAUGUAGAAGCGAUCUUGGUCUUGUCUUGGCAAUCUUAGUUUAAUUGUUUUGUCACUCUCAUUUGGCUGAAUAACACUCGACUGUAAAUGCUGUGAACUUUAUAUAAUUGUAGCCAAAGGUUUAUGUUAUAUAAAAAAGAGUGAGCCGAUUGAAAAUGAAUAAAAAGUCCAAUGUUUUG
Lineus longissimus is the source of this 11901-nucleotide messenger RNA. RefSeq names its product probable ubiquitin carboxyl-terminal hydrolase FAF-X. Gene Ontology annotation, cellular component: nucleus; cytosol. The coding region runs from base 229 to 8040 and encodes 2603 amino acids. NCBI's taxonomy places the organism in Eukaryota, Metazoa, Nemertea, Pilidiophora, Heteronemertea, Lineidae. The transcript has 43 exons. Gene Ontology annotation, biological process: cell migration; protein deubiquitination. The record is from RefSeq and is a predicted model, not a curated record. Gene Ontology annotation, molecular function: cysteine-type deubiquitinase activity.